UCUGCGUUUCAUUGCAGUCACUGAUGGCUUCCCAGGCACUUGUUUAUUAAGUCUUCUUACUGGAUCACCAGCUGUUGGUGGGUUACAAUAGCUUCUUUAUUGACUGUGUUUGUGUUUGGUUUUCUGUGUGAGUGUUAUUGGCAUUUGUUGGCAGAAGCAGACUGUCAUCUGGUGGCAGUUGGAUUAGUAGCAACUUUUAUUGCAAACAGCAAGGACAGUCAAUGCAAAAGGCCAGCUCAGACGCUCAACGCCAGAACACAAGAAGCCUCUUUUUUGAAGGUUUGAUCCUUGUUGAACAUGUCUAGCAUGCAGCAACAUUUGCAUUGCUUUUGAUUUUAAGCACUGGCUGAUGUUCUUGUGAAAUUAUUGCGCUCUGCCCUGAAACCUGGUAACUGCGACAAGAUAUUUGCAUGUACAGUUUAUGCAUUGCUUGGUUUGUUUCUCAAGGUGGGUUUAAGGUGACGAACAUGGCCGGAGCUUGUGAGAAAUGGCAGCAAAGAGGUUCUGGUGAGAAGAGUGGGACCCAGCCUCAGUUCGUCAGCAGCUCUAGUAGUGUAUCUAAAACCAAAAUCACAACCAUCCGUCUUCGGGACGUUUACGAUCCCAAGCCUCAACACCCCAAAGCUCCAGUGCGGAUCCGUCCUCCAGGUCCAAGACCUCCCUCAGUAAAUGAAUUAAAUUUAAAGCAGAGCUCAGCAAGCGAUCCUCCAACCAAAACCAUCAUGAGGAGACGAGCUCAGUCUCUUCCUUUGUCUACAGAGAGGAAAAAGGGACUUAGGAGCCUGCAGGUACGCUUUGUGGAUUCACUGGGCCUCGAAUUAGAGGAGGUUAAAGUCUUCAAAGUUCAAGAGCACCCACUCAUACCCCAACAUGUUAUGUUUAGGCUACUGAUGAGCUCCGAACUGGCUUUCGGGAAGUCACUGGAGCUGUCCCUGCCUUACUUCAAACCAUGUUUCCCUGAGAACAUGGGAGCUCAGCCGGACUUCAUGAAGCGCCUCUGCAGUCAGAGUGUGUGUCUGGAGCAGGUCCUGUGUUCAGAGCAGGGGAUAACAGGCACCAUACGAGUACUUAACUUAGCUUAUGAGAAAGAGAUCACAGUGCGCUACUCUUUCACAAACUGGAGAACUCUCACAGAAACAAGAGCAUCCUGGGUAUCAAGUGGGUACCGUGCCGAGUGUGAUGCUCCAGAAACAGAUACCUUCAGAUUUCGUCUGCCCGUUCCUCCCUUCAUUUUGCAGCCAGGAGCUGUUUUAGAAUUUGCCAUCUGCUACCUUGUAAAAGCAUCUAAUUACUGGGACAACAACAAUGGACGCAAUUACAAACUAUCCUGCCACAGCUACAAGGUAACUGUGCCAAGGGAGUGUGAGGACAGCAUGCUGCAUUUUACCUGAGUGACCACACGGGGGUGCUGCAGUUACCGUACAUUUAAUAGGGUGACAGGCAAAAUGCUGUGAAGAAAGGACCGCAGCACUUAUUGUAAGCAGUGCUCAAGCAGCCACACGUUUCUACAGUGUGAGGUACCACAUUGUACUGUAUUUCUCCCCCACAUGUUUCAGAGGCAAAUAUUGCACUUUUUAAUCCACUAUAGUUGUGUGACAACUAUAGUUGCCCAUCACAUUUACAUGCAAAAUACAUAGUCAGUUUAUGAAUAUAUGGUCAGUUUAUGAAAUGUGUAUUAUUACAUAUAAACAAGCCAACAAUGUACAAAUUAUAAUACAUCUGCACUAAUACCUGAAAAGCAGUUUAGUUUUACUUGCAAUAAGGUAUGACAUUGAGGCACUGAUAUUUUUUACUAAAGAAAGGAUCUGAUUACUCUCUCCACCUUUGAUUAGAAUACAAUCAAAGUCAAAUUAACCAUUCAGCAUCACAGAAAUACCGGAGACUAGAAUGGUCAACAAUGCGGGAAACAUUAGAGAAUACCAAGACUUUAGUUAAAACGGGGAAGAUGCAGUUAAUAAAUUUCUUGACUGAUUUAAUAAUUUAAUUUAACAGUGGUUUCUACCAAAUGCCAAAGAAAGGAAGUAGGUUUAAAAAAAGGGGGACAUUAUAACAUGAAGGGUUAUUUUUGUUUUUCUAUUGUUAAAAUGGAUCCGCAAGAAAAUGCACAACUGUUUUCAAUAAAGCCAACAUUAUUUUGCCUUACAAAACAGCUUCUAAAAAUUGUGGUUGGAUAUAAUAUAUCAGUAGGGAUACAGUAAAAUAUUAUCAAUGUCAGCUUCACCACACAUUUGAAGUUCACUGUUAAAAGUGUCUGCCAUGCCAAGCUCCAAAACCACAGGAUCUCAGAUUUCUCAUAAUGCAACUCAGAAGCACCACCACCUACACCUCCAGUUUAAAACUGGCUUUCUUGUUGAAUGUUUAAAGUUUUGAGCAGGAGCCGCAAUGACCCAUCUGAACUUCAUGUGUAAAAUGUGUGGAGUGCCCCUUUAAAAUAUUCCAGUCUGCUUCAAAUCAUGGAAGGAUUUCUGUGGUCCUGCCGGUCUUUUAUUUAGAUGAAAUCCCUGCCACCUCUGUAGAGCUACAAAAGAAUUUGCUCACUUAGCAGUUUAGCAAGUCUGGUGACCCAAUUUAAUGCUGGACCGUCUGACUUAGACUCCAUUGUUGUAUCUUAACCCAGAACUUUCACAAAACUUUGCAGGCUGAGUGAUCUGCUGGUAACCUGAGCAGCUUGUUAUUGUUGCUGUGUAUUUUCUGCUGUGAUCAUGAGGGCUUGACCUCAUUCUUCAGGAGCUUGUUUUGUUUUCAGAGGAGGAUUAUAGGGAGCAGUGUUAGCACCUCUGUUGCACUCUGACCGGGCCCCUCAGAUUACAGACCGCACUGACCUUUCACCAAAAAGUUUCCACUGAUAUGAGAGGCCAGACUCCAGACAACUAUCUGGCAGGCUUCAACAUUUGGCUCAUAGGAGAGCAUGCUUCUAUCUGCAUUAGUGGUUGAAGCUGAAUGGCAUGCUUUAAACAUGAUAGCAGCUAUCUGAACGGCCAAAACAUCACUGAGCAAGUCAAGCUUUAAUUCAUAAUAUAUCAGUUAGACAAAACCCAAGUAAAGUAUCUCUGUGAUCCAAAUGUGAACAAAACGUCAAGCCUGCCUCCAAAAACAAAAACAAAAGAAAACGGUUCUGAAGAUAUUAUUUGUUUACAUCAGUGAUUAUAAUUACAAUUUAUGGGUUAGAAAAAAUGUUUAAGGUUCAGGGAACUUUGAUUCAAAUCUCAUUCCUGGUGUUAAAUGUGCAUGUACACUGGGGACUGAAGUGCUGCUCUGCUACAGCACCAACACUCACUCCACGAACGCUGACAACUUCAAGCAGUCAGAUGAUUCACUCAUGGGACACUAGAUGGCGCCGUUGUUCAAAUCUAAAACCCUUCAUGUCAACACUGUAUGCUGUUUACCAGUGUGUAUUUUGUUUGAGUUUCCAGAGGAUUCAGGUCCUCUACUUAUGUAAAAGCAGCCUAGCAGCAAUGUAUAAAUACUCCAACACAAGCAGAAGUCCUGUAUUCAAUGGAAUAGUAUCUGUCAGAGGUAUUUUUAGUUACUUUAUGUGCUGUUGGUCAAUUAGUUGUUUAAUAUCAAAGUCACGAUCUGCAAAGUGCCGUAACUAGUAAUUUCAGCUGUCAAAUGCAGUAAAGUAGAAAGUAUUACUUUUCAAAUAGAGUGAGGACAAAGGAAGAAGUAACCCAAAUUUAAGUACCUCAAAUUUGUAUAGUACUUGAGCAAAUGUAGUUUUUCACACUCCACCGUUGUUUUCUUAAGAACCUUCUACUAUUUGAGAUCCAUGAACUUGUUUUGCUUUCGCAGUUUCCUGUUUGAAACCUUAUGAAAACACAUCGUAAAUACCAGUCCUCUUCAUCAGAGCCUUUCUUAAUUCACUCCUAAAGUCAAGCGUAUGAAACCUUUAAAGCCACAACAUGAGUCUCAUGAUACAAAUGACUGUACUGUAUAAAAGGGCUGUGGAUUGUGAUGUUCUGGUUUGCCCUCAUUACCCCAUCGCUGAUUCCUGAGAGCAUUCUGCCAAAGUGCAUGUACCUGCAGUCUUUUCAGAUGUACUCAGUCUAUUCCACAGUCACACUCCCCAAAGAAGAACGCAUUGUGUUCAGGGUUCUGAGGGCACUCCAAACUUGGCAACCCUGUUGUUGUCUCUUGCACUUGGCCUCUGUAGGUUUCUUGUAAUUACUGGCUUCAGAGACGACGGCUUAUUCCACUGUAGCACUUAGUGUGAGGCACAGUGGAUUAAGCAACAAACUGCCAAAAUGGUGCAAGGCUGCACGGCUUUUGUUUGCCUUCUGUACUCGUUGCUUCUAAACCUUUUACAGUUGCACCAGGAAAAAAAAUAAACAAACACCCCCUCGGUUCUUCGGGGCUGCCUGGGUUUCAUCGCUCUCGCGUGGUGCUCGUUUGCAUGGAUGUUCUUCAU
Messenger RNA from Scatophagus argus, 4408 nucleotides. It is a transcript of the gene ppp1r3db, whose product is annotated as protein phosphatase 1, regulatory subunit 3Db. Gene Ontology annotation, biological process: regulation of glycogen biosynthetic process. Gene Ontology annotation, cellular component: protein phosphatase type 1 complex. Bases 411 to 1391 code for a protein of 326 amino acids. NCBI's taxonomy places the organism in Eukaryota, Metazoa, Chordata, Actinopteri, Scatophagidae. The transcript has a single exon. Gene Ontology annotation, molecular function: protein phosphatase 1 binding; glycogen binding. The record is from RefSeq and is a predicted model, not a curated record.